Molecule: messenger RNA, 4833 nt
Organism: Carcharodon carcharias (great white shark)
Lineage: Eukaryota; Metazoa; Chordata; Chondrichthyes; Lamniformes; Lamnidae
Gene: nradd
Product: neurotrophin receptor associated death domain
Exons: 7
Coding region: 350-1522 (390 amino acids)
Biological process (GO): Rho protein signal transduction
Cellular component (GO): plasma membrane; cell surface
Molecular function (GO): death receptor activity; coreceptor activity; nerve growth factor binding
Source: RefSeq, a predicted model, not a curated record
ACGUGGGGUACAGUUUUUACUCCCUCCCUCUCUGGGGCUUUAUUUCAUGAGAAAGUAAUUGGAAAGUAGCGAAAUGAUUGAGUCAUUGAGAGGUAGACUCUGAAAGAGAGUGAGAUACCAGAGAGGAGAGAGAAACAGGAGACAACGGGGCAGAAAAAGAACAAGGGAAAAGAGAGAGGAAACAGCGUGAAAGCUGGGAUCGUUCUGAUAGACGAAUUUGCAAGACAUAACUCGAAUUAAACUGGGACUGGAGAUUGUUCUCGACUCAACCGGGACUGGAAACUGAGCUAAAGCCAACACUGAAACCUUAACUAUAAUUCGCCCAGACUGGAAACUGACCAAGGGCAGAAUGAGGUUCCUGUUUUGUCUGCUUUUCAUCUCCCAGGUACUGGCGGAUGAUUCCUGUCCCAGUGGACGGUUUACAUUGCAGGAUGAGUGCUGUGACCUCUGCCCUAUAGGUCAUGGGGUCGCUAAAGAGUGUAACACCACCAACACCCAAUGUCAUCCUUGUGAGGAUGGUGUGACCUUCUCAUCCAGUGCCAGCAUUUCCCGCUGCCAGCCAUGCUCGAGCUGCCCUGACAAGAUGGAGGUUGUCCACCCGUGUGAGACCAAGUUUGACACCCAGUGCCAAUGUGUGGAAGGGUACUACUCGCAGCCUGGCAGCAGGAAAUGUGUACUGUGCACCACCUGCCCACAGGGCUAUGGGGCAAUAGUGGAAUGCCACAGGGACCAAGACACCGUGUGCCAGCGGUGCCCCAAGGGCUCCUUCUCUGAGAAGGCAAGCAGUUCGCAACCAUGUGCAGUGUGUCGCAUCUGCGGCGAGGAUCAUUUUGUGUUGCAGGAGUGCCAACCGACUUCGGACACGGUCUGUCUGAGCAAAAACUCAUCGCUGCUGAGAAGACCACAGGUUGAGCCAGUAAGAGAUGACUACAAGUUUAUAAGCCCCGUGGAACCUGGGUCUGGUACCGUCAACUUCACUGCCUACGAUACGGGAAAGAACAUCAUUCCAGUUUACUGCUCCAUCCUUGCGGCAGUCAUCAUGGGACUUGUAAUCUAUGUCACUGUGAAAUGCUGGAACACAUGUAAGCAGAAGAAGCAGUUGGCGAAGGCACGAGCUAGUGAGCUUGACGCGGGACCCGAAGGCGAGAAGCUGCACAGCGACAGCGGAGUGUUUGUCGAUACUCACAGUGUACAUGAACCACAGCUUAGUAAAAUUGUUCGUGCUGACCUGUCCCUUUACAGCAAACUCCCACUGCAGAAACGGGAAGAGAUCGAGCAGCUGCUCGGCAGCCAUGGUGGCAACCGAUCUGAUUGGCGCAGCCUGGCACACCACUUGGGCUACGAUGAGGAGCGAGUGGCCACCAUUGGCCGUGGAGAGGAUCCAGCUCACACACUGCUGUCUGAUUGGUCGAUGAGGGAUGGUGGCAGCUUGGAUGUGCUUUGCAAGGCCUUGGGGAGAAUGGAGAGGGAUGAUGUCGCAGAGCGUCUAAAAUUGGAGCCAGCCGUGACCUCUCUGGUGUGACGCAAAGAACAGCUUCCACUGUAAGCCUUUAACACAUUGAAGAUUUUGACUUGCUUACAGGCAGAAGGGGUUCACCCAGACUCAAAAGUGUGGCCAAGUCUUUUAAACUCAUUUAAAGGGAGAGCCUCUUGACUGUAGCUAGGACACAUUGUGAGGCAAUCAGUUUAACUGUGUGGGAAUUGUGAAUGGAAAUUGUGAACCUAUCAGUGGAUGAAGUCUUGCCUCUGGCCCACAUCUGACAAUGCUUUGAGAUGAGCAAGAGAUUAUUUUUUUCUUGAUUUUUAAGUAUCUCGUGUCGUGUGCAAGAUUGCACAGGCAGAGCGACCUGCUCUGUUUCUCUGGUUUUUGUUUGCUCACUUCCUCUUCUUUGUAGGUGCUGACUCGUGCUGACUCUUUCCUCAGAUUGGGUUAGACAGCAUAGUGAUAAUGUUACUGCACUAAUAAUCCAGAGGCCUGGAUUAAUGAUCCAGAGUUCAAAUCCUACCAUGGAAUUUAAAUACAAUUAAUAAUACAUUUGGAAUAAAAAUCUAGCAUCAGUAAUGGGUGACCAUGAAACCUACAGAAUUGUUGUAAAAGUCCCAUCUGGUUCACUAAUGUCCAUUAGGGAAGGAAAUUUGACAUCUUUCCUGGCUGAGCCUCCAGCCCCACACCAAUGUGCUUGAUUCUUUGUUGACCUCUGACGCAAUGCCAAUCAGUUGUAUUCAAGAAGGUGAAUCACCACCACUUUGAGGUCAAUUAGGAAUGGGCAAUAAAUGUUAGUGACACUCACAACCUGUGAAUGAACAUUUAAAUAAAAAAGUCCUUUGGUGCCUUCCCUUUACCUUGCUUAAGUGAGUAUUCUGUACCUGGGAUAGCAAACAUUGGUGGACUCUUCAGUUUAGAGAGGCAUCACAGUUGAGCCAGUUUUCUUGUUGGAUGAACAAAGACUGUUGCAGACACUUUCCAGUGGGGAACAGGAGUGUCUCUUAGCAAUAAGGAAAGGCUUUUUUUUUGUGUGGGAAUUGGAGUAAGAAGCUUGAACUGCAGGAAGUCAGUCUGGUUUGGUUGUCCUCACCACCAAAUUGGACUCAGACUUCUGGACCUCUGGAUUGACUGUCCAGCCGGUCAGCUGUCCUAAUCACACCCCUUGUGUACAUGGGCACACCCUGCUGAUUUAGCUAACUCAUAAAUCGGACUUGUAUGGCUCAGGUGCUUUUGCACUCAAAAUGACUGCCUGCUGCUGUGGUUCCUGCAAAAUGGCUGUCAAGGUUAACCAUAAAAUGGCUGAUUAAAGCUAGAAGUAAUCAUAAUAGUAGGUGUGGCCACACCAACUGUCUGCAUUUUUGUGGUUACUUUAUGUAUAGAAUUUUUCUUAUGGAUUGCAACUCAAUUUUCAGAUUGAGUGCUCAUUACCUUGAUGACUCAGUUAGGUGCCCUUGCCAAGUGUGCUACUGUGGCAAACCAACCAGGAAUCACAAGUCAGUGCUGAUCCAAGUCAGAGGAGCUGGAAAGGUGCUAUAUUUGCCAUCAGCUCACCUAAGUUUAAGGUAGGGAAUAAAUCAGCCAGUGUUCAGUUCCUCGAUGCUAUCUAGUACCCUCUGCUGGUUCUCCAGCAAUUGGUGAGGGUCCUCCAGCUGAUCUGCGGGCUGGUCCAAAAUGUACGUCACUGAUACGUAAUGCCAUGGCCUAGGCCAUACUAGAGAAUGGAACAGAACCCUCAUCCUCACCAUCCACGUGAUGUCACACAAGCAGACUGGCUCCUGCAUUCGCAGCUUGAAUUGUCAUACGCAUGAACAACAACAAUUAUGUUUUAUAAGCAAGAUUUAUGUUACUGUUGCAUCAUAACAUGAGGUUGGAUUUUCAACACUUGUGGGGCUGAAAACAAAGAAGAGGAACUGACGUGAUUCUGAGGCUCUUCAGCUUGGAACCAGGCAUUACCUCAUCGUGUCUCAUCAAACGCAACGCCAUUCUUCCCAUUAUUUGAGUUUUUCUUUUGCAGUGACAAGUGAAAGCAGAUGAGAUAGAACUGGUAGGCGGUUUGCAGGUUUUUUGCCCACCUUUAAGUGGUCUGAGGCCAAAAAUGUUUGAGAACCACUGGUUAGUUGGAUAUUGGGUGAGGAUAUUGACUGUGGCUCCUCCAUUACAAAACCCUGCCAAGAUUUAGAUAGGCUCAUAUAUGAAACUUGGUUGUUUGGGUGCGUUUUGAGGUGGGGGUGGGAUGCUGCCUGUGUGGAACGUGCUCAGGCAAGGGUUAGCACCUUGAGGAGAGGAGGGAAGAACGUUAUGGCAAAAUAAAAUCAAAGAAAAGCUCUGACUUGCAUGUUACUCUGCUUCUGAAAACACAAUUUAUUGGGGCGUUGACAUGUUUUUGACUGGAGUGGCAGGCUGUUGUAAUGUGUUAGCAUCUCUGCAAAGCCCAGAAUGAAAUCUCAGCCAGCAAUAGGUGCGUGUUUCCUUGGUCUUAUCUGAAACAAGUUUGCAAGUCUCUAAAUCCAGUUCCUAGUGGACCAACAGCAUAAACCUGGCCACAAAUUGGAACUAAUAUGACUGUGGAACAGCAGACAUAAAAGAAUGAAAUGGGAACACAGUCUUUUAAGGGGAAGUUCCAUAUGAAUGUUCCCUGAUUUCCCCAAAGACCAUCGAACAAAAUUCACUGAAGAUGGCUGGUGCAAGGAGUAGAACUUAAAAUCCAUGGUUGAUAUUCACCCACAAGGGAUUUUGGGAUCACCAUUGUAGGGGCUUCUGUCUGCCUGUGCUAUAGGUAGCUAGAGAGUACUUUAUUUAGUGGAAUAGAGGGAGCUUUGCUCUAACCCAUGUUUAAUUCUGUACCUGCGGCCAAAAAGACUGUACAGUGCUAAGCAUUGACUUGCCCACCUUGAGGGCACAAAAUUUGGUCAAUUCAACCAAACAAGGUCGGGGCAGAAAAAUAUCCAAAAUGGCUGCCAUGUUAAUUAAAAUGGUAUCCUGUGUCCAGUAUUGUGUGAAGUAUUUACUAAUUUCUUGUCUUGAUGCCAAGAUGUUGCGGCAAAUCAUUACCUUUGUAUGUAUCAUUGUUUAUAGUUUUUCAAUAAAUACAGUACAAAAUCAGUACAAUAUCCCAGUGAUUUUGAAAGAGAAGGAAUUGUCAGCUUUUGAUCUUUGGCUGAUGCCUUUUUCCUGGAACUUUAUCUUGUACAUGAAGAAAUGAAGGGUGGAGUUUUCUGCUCUGGAAUUGCAGACAGUUUGACCUUCGUUUUGUCGUGUUGUUAUUGUUUAAUUGUGUCCAAAAAACAAAAUUAUAUCUUUAAAAUCACUUACAGUAUGUUAUGCCAAAUAAACAUUUAAAAUAUUAU